Scedosporium apiospermum is the source of this 2955-nucleotide messenger RNA. RefSeq lists its product as uncharacterized. The record is from RefSeq and is a predicted model, not a curated record. NCBI's taxonomy places the organism in Eukaryota, Fungi, Ascomycota, Sordariomycetes, Microascales, Microascaceae. The coding region runs from base 1 to 2955 and encodes 984 amino acids. The transcript has 3 exons.
AUGUCGAAGCGAAAACCUAAAAAACCUCACCUCUCCCCCUCCCCCACCGUCUCGGAAGAAAACCCCGUCUUCAUCUCCGGCGCCGACAAAUGGCGAGCCGUGAUCGAAGCCGAUAAAGAAAAGGAAGCAGCCCGCUCCAAAGGUGGUCCGUCCUGGACUAAGGGCAACAACAACGGCAGCAAGUAUGGCGGGCCACGAGGGGCAGGAGGAGAUGGGGGAGGAUGGGGCAAGAAGGGCGGCUCGUCAUCGGCUUCGGUGGCGCCUUCGGAGGCUGGAAGUGGGAACUGGAAUGGGAAUGGGAAUGGGAAUGGGAAUGGGAAUGGGAGUGGGAGUGGGAGUGGGAGUGGGAGUGGGAGUGGGCGGGCGGGUACUUCGACUCCUCAAAUUCUGCAGAGGCCAACAACGGAUAUGGGGAACAAUACAAUGCCACCGGGCCUGAAUCCUGGAGCUGCGCAGUUCAACCCUACAGUCGCGCAGUUUAACCCUGGGGCUGCUCCGUUUAUGUUCGGGCAGCUACCACUGGCCAUCGUCCCUGAUAGCGUGCCCUAUCGCCCGCCCUCGCUGAUGUCGUCCGAGAGUGAGAAAUCGGACGAGGAAGUCGAGGACGAGACGAUGGAGCUGCAGUAUAAUUGGAACGGAGGUUCCAAAGAGGCGACCGGAGGGCAGAAGCAGCGGUCCGACGGUCCGAGGAAGUAUCGCGGCAAGAAGCGGACUCAGGAGCGUACCGUCGAACUUCCUCAUAGUCGGUUUGGAGAGAUACCUAAGGAGAUUAAGGUGGCGAGGGGCGCGUUUGACGCUGCUGCGCAAGAGUUCAAACCGGCCGAGAAGUCGGUGGUUGACGAGCCGCAGGAGAACCGGCAGACGUCGAUGGAUGCGUAUGAUCCUCGCUACGACCCCGACGAGUCGUACGCGCCUGGAUCGCCGUCUACCAUUUACGAGCCGGUGGAGGUUCCAGAGCCCCUUGAGAAGCUCAGUGGAGCGCUUGAUGAAGCCCCAGUCGAUCAAGUGGUCAACACCCCUGAUCCUGCUGAGGAGAGCCAGGUCCCCGAGUCGGGACGGCAUGCCUCAGCAAACGGCGAUUCCCAUCCGGACAACGCCGAAGCCAGAAGUGGCUUGAAACCGCCCAGCGAGUCAACGCAGCGCCCCGAAUCCGUCGUGCUGGCGGACGCGGAACCUGCCACGAGCGUGGAACCACAGGCGCAAGCCCAGGACAGCCGACCUAAAUCCCCCGAGCCAAAAGGCAUGGAGCGUAGUGAAGAGCCCGCUCUCCCCGUCGAAAUUGCUGAGGAGCCAACCUAUGACGCUGAAGGCAAUGAAGAAGAGCCCGGGCUCUACAAUGCCGAGGAGCCAAAAUACGAUGCCGAAGGCAACGAAGAGGAACCCCCGCAUUACGAUGCCGAGUGCACCCAAGAAGGACAAGAAGAAGAAAAAGAAAAACAAACGCCUUAUUAUAAGGAAAACGAUGAACCCGCAAGCUACCACACCGAAGAGGUUGAGAAGCAAGAAACCGGUUACGAAGCCGAAUUGGACGCCUACAACGAACCAGCGGCGUACCACAUCGACGAAACCGGCGCGGGUUACUCUGGUCAUUUUGGGACCGAGUACAACAACAACGACGACUACGUCGAACGCGUCCCCUGGAAUCCCCCCAGGGACGACGGGCCCAAGGGAUACAAGAAGCGAAACUGGUUCGCGGGUGCAGAUAACGCCGCCGUCGAACCCUUCGAGUAUAUCCCUCCCUCAGAGCGCCAAAAAUUCAAACCAUCCGAAGAAAUCGCGGACGAGGUCGAACCGGCACCGGCGACAUACAUCCUGCCUCGACCCCAGCAUAGUCCGCGCCUCCCCCUAUUCCCGCCACCGCCGGCAAGGUUCCCGGAUGCGAAACCCCCAUUUUUGAAGAAGAAGGGCAAGAAAGGCAAAGAAUUCAAUGAGGUGCACGACGAUCCGCUCAUGAGCCGGGCAUCGGGCCCAAGCAAGAGCACCAUGUAUCAUCCGUCGACAACAUCGGCGGAUUGGAGGGCAGUGGAUAGUAGGGACGAGGAGGAGGAAGCCGAGGUGCUUUUCUCGAGCAUUACGCUCUGUGCGCUGAGGCCGGAGGAGUUGCCGCUGGAGGCGCAGCAGUUGUAUAUCGAGGUUUAUAAUAUGUCCAAGGGGAGACGAGUAAUUCCGGAGGUUGUUAAGGAAGAUUUGCAGAGUAGGUUUGAACGGUUUGGGAAGGCCGAUCUUCUCACAGGCUACCACCACCAAGAUGGCACGGCCAUGUACGAACUCAGUCAUCUUCGCGAGAUCGUCAUCGAAGGAGCACGAUGCCAGAUCUCAGGGGCAUCGGCAGCCGACUGGAACAGCAGCGUCCAUCACCCGCUUCUCUCUGUGGCAUUCAGGAAUCUACCCUUGGGAACCAAGAUCAGGGUCUGGAAUACUUCCGCUGCCUCCAUCCUCCCCGACUUCCUCCCCCAAGACCUCCUCACAACCCCUUCCCCACCCGCUGCUCCCUCCUUCUGCAUCGCCCUCGAAACCAAUCCCUACAUCUGCAACUUCGUCCGUAAGCAACCCCCCGAUUCCCCCUCCAUCAACCAAACGACCUACCCGCCCCUACAAACCCGCCUCAUUGCCGUCCCCAUCGAAACCACAACUCCUUCCUCCAUUUCCCCUCCCGGCACCGUGCCACCUGUAGCCGUCUGGACCUGGGCCUGGAUGGCCCGCAUCCGCCACUUGGCCCCCUGGGCCCACAUCCCGCCGUUGCCCGUCGUCCGGGUCGUCGGACACGAUUGGUACCUCUCGUGGGCGUACGGCGAGUGGGAGGAGGCGGAGCUGAGGAUGAAGUUUGUUGGGGAGUUGAUUGUUGGGAAUACGAGGAGCGUGGUGGGGAUGUAUAAGAUUUUGGCGGUGUUGAGGAGGUUGGCGACGUGGGUGGAUAAUGAGUUUGAACCUUGGGCGAAGGAGGUGUUUGGUUGA